Molecule: messenger RNA, 930 nt
Organism: Penicillium angulare
Lineage: Eukaryota; Fungi; Ascomycota; Eurotiomycetes; Eurotiales; Aspergillaceae
Product: pfkB family kinase
Exons: 3
Coding region: 1-930 (309 amino acids)
Source: RefSeq, a predicted model, not a curated record
AUGACUAAUCUGCCCCUCACCAGUCGGUCUCAACCUAUUACAGUCGAGAUGGUAGAGCUUCGAACAGCACCCCAUCAAAUUGUGAUUCAGUAUCAAACCGAGGUGAUAAGUUGCUUCUUAUUGUCUUGGGAUAACAGCAUGUCUUUAGUCGCGGUGGGUGCCUGUUAUUUGGAUACCAUUCUUAGCACACCAUACUACCCCGGAGAAGAUGAGAAGCUACGAGCAUCGAGUAUUACUCACAGACGUGGGGGAAAUUGUCCAAACAGUCUCGAAGUUAUGAAGCAAUUAAUACCUACAUCCAUCCUGCCUCUAUCAUUAAGCCUGAUUACCGUUCUACCAAGCAAAUCGUCAGUAGCUACACAGCAAAUCCGGUCAACUCUCGAGCCAAAUGUGUGUCUCGAUCAUUGUAUCUAUAGGGAAGAUUUUCAGGAGCCGGCCUCAAGCUACAUUAUUGCAAGUCGAUCAACGGGUAGCAGAACGAUUGUCAACUACAAUGAACUUCCAGAUAUGACAAUUGGAGAGCUGACUGAUAUUAUUGAUCGGAUGGUUUCGAGUGCUACUUGGUUUCACUUCGAGGGUCGCAUUCCUGGGGUUAUUCUUGGCUGUAUUCAAUAUCUUCGCAAAGAGUACCCUUCUGUGCGAAUUAGCGUUGAGAUUGAGAAACCUGGUCGAGAAGGACUUCAAGAGCUGGCAGAAGCCGCUGAUGUGGCUUUUUAUUCAAAGACAUGGGCGCAGGUAGGUCGACGUCUGAAUCCAAAUCUCGAGACUAUUCAGAUCCACGGGUUCUCGUGGCUGAAAUCACAACUUGAAAUUGAUAAGCAUACAGCACAAUGGAUACAUAUCAGCAGAGGAUUGUCUACGAAAACAGUCGACGAAGACACAGAAUGCGUAUGUCUUAAGUUCAAAGGCUCAGUUGUGCUUGAAGCGUGA